AUGUCCGAUGUUAUCCAAGGCCGAUUAGUGACGGCCAAAGUCUGCGACAAUACAAAAUACGAGGCGUUGUCUUAUGUAUGGGGCAGCAUGACUGAGCGGGAGACAAUAUCAGUCCAGGAUACGAUAGUCAGCGUCACACCGUCACUUACAAAUGCCCUGCGCUAUCUACGUCUAGCAGAUGCGCCGAGAGUUAUAUGGAUUGACUCGAUUUGCAUCAACUAA
Molecule: messenger RNA, 222 nt
Organism: Fonsecaea multimorphosa CBS 102226
Lineage: Eukaryota; Fungi; Ascomycota; Eurotiomycetes; Chaetothyriales; Herpotrichiellaceae
Exons: 1
Coding region: 1-222 (73 amino acids)
Source: RefSeq, a predicted model, not a curated record